Messenger RNA from Megalopta genalis, 508 nucleotides. The record is from RefSeq and is a predicted model, not a curated record. Lineage: Eukaryota; Metazoa; Arthropoda; Insecta; Hymenoptera; Halictidae.
UCAUUUCCAAGUGGACAUUCCUCGUUUGCAUUUGCAAGCUUUGGUUUUAUUGCUUUGUAUGUAGCUGGUAAGCUGCAUACAUUUAGCCUAGUUGGCAAAGGACAAUCGUGGAAAUUAUGUGCAUUUAUUUUACCAAUUUUUAUUGCACUUGGAAUAGCGCUAAGUAGAACUUGCGAUUACCAUCAUCAUUGGCAAGAUGUGGUUGCAGGCUCAGUGAUAGGAUACUUUUUAACAUACAUCUGUUAUAGACAUUACUAUCCACCUCUAGACUCACAAGUGUGCCAUAAACCCUAUGCUGUGCUUACUCUACAACCAGAAAUUGGAAAGACCAGAAAUGAUCAGAUCAAAUGGAUCUAAUGUAUUAAUUACUUGAAAAAUGAAACUACAGUAUAAUAGGACCGUAUUCGUAUAAUAUCUUUAACAGUUUUGCAUUCCUAAUUUAUGCCUGUGUUAUGUAUAUUUACGAACAUACUAAAUAAUAACGAUAUUUAAGUUUCCAAAGCAUGUA